CCUCCUCGCGAAGCAGGCAUCUAGUGUGCGCCUGUCAGAGUGGCCAGCAGUGACAGAUAACAGUUCGAAAACAGCGUUGUAUUGAGUGCAUUUUUGCGAAAAACUCGAAGUGAUUCGCGUCCAGCACAGUGUCAGCGCGUAAUUCACAGCAUUUCGCACCCGCAUGAUUUCAAAAGUGUAUACCUAGAACGGGGCAACACAAAUCUCAUGGCGCGAAUGUGUAACAUUUGAAAGUCUGCAGGUUGUUUUGGGCCUAGCAUCAUGCGGUAAUGUUUGUAAAGGGUGUGACAGCUCCGCAUGGCCUGCCGUCGCAGCCAGCAACAGCAGCAGCACCAGCAGCACCACCGCCGCCACAAGCAGCAGCAACAGCACCAUGGUGAAGACGUUCCAGGCCUACUUGCCACAAUGCCAUCGCACUUAUUCGUGCAUACACUGCCGGGCCCAUCUCGCCAAUCACGACGAGCUUAUUUCAAAGUCAUUCCAAGGCAGCCAAGGCCGGGCGUAUUUGUUCAACUCAGUAGUGAACGUGGGCUGCGGGCCUGCGGAGGAAAGAGUUCUCUUGACUGGGCUUCACGCCGUCGCCGAUAUCUACUGUGAAUGCUGCAAGACUACGCUGGGCUGGAAAUAUGAACACGCUUUCGAGUCCAGCCAGAAAUACAAAGAAGGCAAAUUCAUCAUCGAACUAGCACAUAUGAUCAAAGAAAACGGAUGGGACUGACCUUUUUGAAGCAAGCCGCACUCAAAACAUACAUUAUGCAAACAAACAAAGGACUGUCACGAAAUAAUUUCUGUUUUCUCGACUGGACCUAGGUUCGUUUCGUGCUUGUUCCGGACGAUUUUUACAAAUGAAAAUUGGUUUCGCCAUCUCGUGUCUUUUCGGUUCUUCAAACACGCCUUGCGCCAGAAUGGUUUUCGUUCGUUAGUUCGUUCGUUUUAGCAGUUGGUGACGUCGGACCAUGCCGAGGAGUAAAUUUAAUUGAUGUCAAUUCUGGAUGUUUGAGAGGUUGGUUGGUGGAUGAGAUGGGCACUUGAACAAAUCACGGUUUUUCUUAAAAAAAAAAUUUCAAACUUCAACUCAAGAGUGGAACUUCUUCAUCUUCACUACACGACAAUUCAGCUCUUUUGAAAGCAUUCUGUGGUAGAUGAACUGUGUCUGUGGUAAUGAAUCUGUGGUAACGAAUGAAUUCGUGCUCCAAUGCGGCACUGUGCACUGCUAUCACUGGGACUUUCGCCAAGAUGGCGGCCUCGUAUUCUGCGCCAUUUUUUAUAUGAAAGAAACUGAUAGCGAGUGCAUAUUUAGAAAUAAUUUAUUUAUAUAAUUCGUGUAUCACAUGGUUUUCUAACCGUAACUAGAGUUAAGGUGUUCGUUUUCGUUUGUUUUCUAUUCUUCGGGCAGGCAACGAAAUUGUAGGUCGCCAAAUUACACUUGAAGACGCCCCUGGUUUUCAAGACGACGCUCAGUGAAGUUGAUCUCAGUACCGAUGUUACGAACCUACAAUUUUGGAUAAACUGCUCUCUAAAAUCUAUGAUAACCACAAUAAACAAAUAAUAGUUUGUAAUACGAUGUAAUACUACACAUAUUUUUGUAUUCAUUAUUAUCAUAAUAGCAACCUAUGUAAGCAUGAUAAAGUCUUCAGUUUGGUGUAACCAACGGACAACUUAUUAUAUAAUACCCCCAUCGAACCGAAACUUUCAAAGAUUUAUCGACGGUCAAUCUUUGAAAGGCCCAGGUUAUAAUUGUUUGUGAUAGUUUCUUUGUGAUAUAUUUUUUCGUGUUGGAGGACUGAGCCCUUUUUAUUUUUGAUUAUUUAGUAUUGUAUCCCGCAUCCCCUUUCUUAUAGAUUACGCGGUCCUCCACCAUUUUCUUAAGUUUAGUGUGACUCUAGUUACUUUUUAAUCGAAAACCAACUAGUUGUAAGUUCACGCGGCAAUCUCACGUUUCAUUCAUACUGCCAGUAGCAUUAGUGGUGUCAUUUAUGUCAUAUAUUUAUGGUAACAUAAUCUUUUGUAUUGUUUUUAGAUUAGUUAUACUUUUUUUAAGUUCAUAAGCCUCCAUUUUAAUAUGGACUUUAUUUAUUAUUCUUUAACUGGGUUAUCAAUUUUUUUGUGACUCAUGCGAAAUUUACAUGAAUAAACGUAAAUAACCAUUA
This is a messenger RNA of Zophobas morio, 2150 nucleotides long. RefSeq names its product protein yippee-like 2. Bases 374 to 718 code for a protein of 114 amino acids. The transcript is spliced from 7 exons. Lineage: Eukaryota; Metazoa; Arthropoda; Insecta; Coleoptera; Tenebrionidae. The record is from RefSeq and is a predicted model, not a curated record.